UCAGCAGAUGGCGACAUGUCAUCCAGCUGUGUGCCCCUCCUGCUACGUCUCCUGCCACCAGAGCUCAUUUAUACCGAGGUGGAAACUGACAGGCCUCCACAGAGAGGAGGCACCGUGUCGGGCAGGAUGUUGUCCCUCGUACCGCUGCUGCUGCUCGGUCUGCUGCGACCCUGCACCUCCGGAGCCGCGUUCACUCAGGAGUCAGGGCAGAGGAGCAGAGAGAGUGAGAGGGGAGAAACCUCUACUGGAAAGCGAUGUGACUCAUCCACAAAUGGCACCCUUUACAAAUACCAAGCGAGGACUCUAAAUGGUAGUUGCACUGUCAACUUGAGUGACUACCAAGGCAAGAGCGUCCUCAUUGUCAACGUGGCUACAUACUGAGGGUACACCUAUCAGUAUGUGGAACUGAAUGCACUACACGAGGAGAUGAAACCGUUUGGCCUCACUGUUCUUGGCUUUCCUUGCAACCAGUUUGGGAUGCAGGAACCGGGGAAACGACAUGAAAUCCUGCCAGGUUUGAAGCAUGUUAGACCGGGCAAUGGAUUUGUUCCAAACUUCCUGCUGUUUGAGAAAGGUGCUGUGAAUGGAAAAGACGAGCAAGAGGUUUACACUUUCCUCAAGAGCUCCUGCCCUCCGGUUGGAGGCGAAUUCGGCAACAUCAUCGGCAGAUUGUUCUGGGAGCCUCUGAAGAUGAGCGACGUCAAGUGGAACUUUGAGAAGUUUCUGGUGGGACCAGACGGCAAGCCGGUGAUGAGGUGGCACCCGAGUGUGGCCGUGUCUGAGGUGCGAGCUGACAUUCGCAAGUACUUCCUCCAGCUGUACACGCAGGACGUUUUCAACUAGAAUGUGAUAGCAAGCUGAUGUAACAAAUAGAGCAAAAGUAGCACAUCGAGUAGUGUAAUGGGACAGCUUCUGACACAUGAAGAUGGCAUGCUGAAUGAAGAGGAGGCUUGAAAACAGGAACACUGUGGUGCCUCUUCGGAAUCUGGGGUUCGGGCCAGCUUUUCAGUGCAUUCAAGCUGCCCUGCGAUCCCACAGUGCCAUGUCAUCUUCACACCCCAGGACCUGUUUGCUAUUACAGUUCAACGUUAAUUACUUCCAAUAAAUCCUAGAGAACACCAAA
Acanthochromis polyacanthus (spiny chromis) is the source of this 1123-nucleotide messenger RNA. It is a transcript of the gene gpx3, whose product is annotated as glutathione peroxidase 3. Gene Ontology annotation, biological process: response to oxidative stress. The record is from RefSeq and is a predicted model, not a curated record. Gene Ontology annotation, molecular function: glutathione peroxidase activity. NCBI's taxonomy places the organism in Eukaryota, Metazoa, Chordata, Actinopteri, Pomacentridae. The transcript has 6 exons.